AUGCCCUAUGAUGACCUAGUCAAACUCAGGCAGCAGAUCAUGCCCGACCUCGCGAUUGCCAUGGGAGAGAUGUCACAAGCUCGAGAUCUCAUAGCUCUACUUCUCGCGUCCCACCCCGCUCCCACGUCCUCCAUUCCCAACGACAUUCUCCCUCAACUCGGCCAGCGCCCACCAAUCCCCGCACAGAACGCCCCCGAGCUCCCCAAGGACGUCCUCACAUCCACGAUCGUCACUAAACCACCACCAAUACCCUCCGUCCAAGCCUUCAAUGCACAGCUGGCCUUGGGGAGCAAGGACGAGGCCCUGCGCAAGGCGUCCAAGCUCUUCAAAGAUGCGGCGGAGGAUAUGGAGCGCAGCAGAAUAAAGGAAGAGAAGUACUUCCUCAACGCGCUCAAGAUCAGGCGCGAGAACUGGGGAAUGGUGCCCGCGCCUUUACCAUUGUGGAUGGCCCAAGCGAAAGGGUCAGAGAAGACGGCGAUGGACCUCUUGGUCUGCUUUGGGUUGGAGGAGUCCCCACCAGCCUUCCGCCGCCAGUCUAUCGCGACGAUGGGCUCCUUCGAGGCCGACACGGACCCGCUCAACUUCCCACACCGCCAGCGCACGCGCCUGCGCGUCACGCUCACGACCACCCUGCCUUCCGGCGCGCGUGUGCAGUCGCAGAAUACUAUCACGCACGCACCUGUAGAUGCACCAGCGCUGCACGCGCAAGAGGAAGCAUCAACGCUGCAUGGGCUCAUCCAGCAAGCGCAGCACGAGAUGGUCGACCGCGAGAUGUUCUCUGUGCUCGUGCGCGAGGCAGGGCACCUACCCACUGCCGCCGCGCAUGUGAGGGAGAAAUUCAUCGUAAUCGAGGCCGCGCAGGGGGUGUCGUUACGCUUCGAUAUGGUCGACAACGAAACCCUCCUCUCCAACGCCCUCGCCACCGCCCCUACCCCUACCUCUCCCACCGACGCCGGCAAAUGCGACCUCAUCUAUGCCGCCCUCCAGGCUCUCCUCCUCCGCCAACACGCCAUCAACAAAAAACGGCGCCUGUCCCCUCCGGGCGCCCUCUGUAUUGACCCCGCCAACCCCGCCUCUACCUCCUCCUCCUCCACCCAGCCCUUCCUCCCCGGCACGCCCUACCUCCAGCACGCCCCGCCCAUCCUCCAGCCCAUCAUCGACCUGAUCCAGUACGCCGUGUUCUGCGACCGCAUCCGCGGGGAGAUGGAUCGGAUGGCGCGCGCGGUGCGGGCGGUGGGGAUUCCCUGUGGGCUGAGGUUUGAUCGGGUGGGCGAGUUGGGGGUCGAGUUGACGAAGAUGUUGGGGGAGGAGCAGGUGAUCAAUCGGCCGGUGGGCGGGGAGGGGGUGUUGGUGGUGGAUAAUAGGCAUUCAAUACGCUUCACCUUUCACUCGCCGUCGACGCUUGUGGCGCAUCUCGCGCAGGCGCAAGUCUCGAUCGCGACCCUUCCGCAGGCUCGACUCAACUCGACUUCACUAACUCUCCCUUAG
Schizophyllum commune H4-8 is the source of this 1488-nucleotide messenger RNA. RefSeq lists its product as uncharacterized. NCBI's taxonomy places the organism in Eukaryota, Fungi, Basidiomycota, Agaricomycetes, Agaricales, Schizophyllaceae. The transcript has 6 exons. Bases 1 to 1488 code for a protein of 495 amino acids. Gene Ontology annotation, molecular function: transcription coregulator activity. Gene Ontology annotation, biological process: regulation of transcription by RNA polymerase II. The record is from RefSeq and is a predicted model, not a curated record. Gene Ontology annotation, cellular component: mediator complex; core mediator complex.